Messenger RNA from Spizellomyces punctatus DAOM BR117, 813 nucleotides. RefSeq lists its product as uncharacterized. NCBI's taxonomy places the organism in Eukaryota, Fungi, Chytridiomycota, Chytridiomycetes, Spizellomycetales, Spizellomycetaceae. Gene Ontology annotation, biological process: G protein-coupled receptor signaling pathway. The record is from RefSeq and is a predicted model, not a curated record. Gene Ontology annotation, cellular component: membrane. Gene Ontology annotation, molecular function: adenylate cyclase inhibiting G protein-coupled glutamate receptor activity. The transcript has 4 exons. The coding region runs from base 1 to 813 and encodes 270 amino acids.
AUGGAGAGACGUUACUGGGAAUGCGCUAUGGGUGGCACCACUGCGCGCAACGUCCUCAGUGCUAUCACAGUGGCCUUUAAUGCAGCCAUUCUCAUUCUAACCACGUACAUCGCGUACUCGAUUCGCAAUAUUGCGGCACGGUACAAUGAGUCCAAGUUGAUCGGCCUUGCUGUGUAUAACAUCGUCGUUUUGGUUACGAUCAUUCCGAUCAUCUCGGCAACAACCGGAAAUCCCGUUGUCAUUCCUGUCGGCAUUUUAGUUCUAACGUCAGUUGUCUACGCCAUCUACUUCCUCCCCAAAGUAAUCACCCUCAUUACUGGCCUCGAAAUCGGUGGCGGCCAAGGCGAGAACAAACACUCACCAAGCAGUUACACUGGCGACUCGGAAUCCGGCCAUACCGGAACAGAUUCUACUGCUAAAGCCGAGAAGAGAGAAAUGAUCGAGGGCUACGCCGACAUUCGCAUUGCACGUUCCAAGUUCUUGCUCGGCACCAGCAGAUGGGUUCGUCGUCAGAUUGUGCUCGUGCCUAUGCAAAGCAUCAUUGCCGAAAUUCCAAUGGACGAAGCAUCCGAGUUUAGAGGCACCACGGUGCUUGUGGAAGAGCUCAAGGUUCUUAAUGUGGUGAAGAAUGCCCAGCAAGGGUUCUCUGUCACCAUCCAAAUCAACAACAAACUCUUUUGGGAAGUCCAGACUGGAAGUGCCGAAACGAUUGAUCAAUGGGUUAAUCACUUCAAGGCCGUACGAGGGUCCCGGAAGAUGGUUGAUACGUUGUCUCCGCUGCCGUCAAAAGGGACUAGGACAAUGUCACAGUGA